Messenger RNA from Chara braunii, 3181 nucleotides. Lineage: Eukaryota; Viridiplantae; Streptophyta; Charophyceae; Charales; Characeae. The record is from the annotation of a GenBank genome assembly.
GUCGGUAGUUUCGUUGCUCACUUGGCGAUUGCUUCUUGCUGAUGUGGGAGUCAUUAGCUGACGUGACUACCAGUGGUGACGUGGCAAUUGCUUGCUACGGCUAGCUGUUGCUGACGCGGCGAUGUCCUCGAUGGCUAUCCCUGGUGAGGUGAUUGGUUCGAACCCGGCGGCGAUGGCUGCUAGCAGCGUCAGGUUUACACGUGGCAAUCACUGGUGCGCGGGGGAUCUGCAGCGAUCGUAUCGACCACGUGCACUGCAUGCUGACGUGGCGCUGAAGGUCGUCAGCCAGCGACACGUGGGAAUUCAGAGAGACCGUCUUGCUGUUAAAUCUACUCGAGUCGCCAUGGCAUCAUUUGAGGGAUUGAGGCAGAUCGACAUCAGUGCCAUUCGGCUGAGGUCAUGUCCACCCAGUAAUGCUGCCACGUUUCAUGCGAUAAAAUCAUCCAACGGUCAUCGUUAUACAAGCAGUUUGGGCCCCCUCCCUGCAGCUGCAGAGCGCGAAGCCACGGGAGCCGUAGCAGCAGUGGAGCCAAGCCCUGUCGUGGUUGUGGGCUCCGUCAAUGCGGAUAUUUAUGUGGAGAUCCAACGGUUGCCGUUGGUUGGCGAGACGAUAGCAGCUCGAAGCGGGACCAUUCUUCCUGGAGGCAAGGGUGCCAAUCAGGCCGCCUGCGCAGCUAAGCUGGGGUAUCCGACGUACCUGGUCGCACAGGUUGGCCAGGACCUGAAUGCGAAUCUUGUGCGUGACACUUUGCGAGAGUAUGACGUGCGCAUGGAUCACGUGAGCAUGGUGCUGGGGCCGACGGGAUGUGCCGUUGUCAUGCUGCAGCCCAAGGGAAAGAACUCCAUCAUUAUUGUCGGGGGAGCCAACGCCACGUGGCCGAGACUGGGAGGAGGGAGCAGUCGGCUUAAACCUUUGGCUCAGGCACUCAUCAAACGUGCAGGUGCACUGGUCCUCCAGCGGGAGAUUCCGGAUGCUGUGAACUUAGAAGCUGCCAGGAAGGGCGCCCAAGUGCUCGUCAAGAGGGGUAGCGACGGCGCAUUGCUGAUCAAACCGGAUGGUGAUUAUCUGAAUCAGCCAGCAAUUACGGCUCCAACAGUGGUCGAUACCACCGGAGCGGGCGACACUUUCACUGCCGCAUUCACUGUCGCAACGCUCCAAGGAAUGAAAUCUUCGGACGCUCUACAAUUUGCCGCUGCGGCCGCUUGUAUUUGUGUGCAAAGAAAAGGCGCCAUGAUUAGCAUGCCCACCCAGAAAGAAGUGGCGGACCUCUUGGACGACCAGAAGCGCAAGGGACUCAUCCCGAGGAACCAAGAAUUGAAAAGGAAGGCAGUCGGUCAAUGAAGGAAGAAGCCUGCGCAACUGAAGGCCCCAACGAAUUUGUUUGCUGAAAAGCCUUAAGGCCGAAACCCCUCCGCUACACCUCCUUAGCUUUUUUCUUCAUUUCUUUUUGCCUGAGCGGGUACAUCAGGCGCGUCCAAAGGGGCUCGGCCUGCCAAAACUGUGUGGCAGCACCAGCCAAAACAACAGAAUUUUCCAAAACAAGAGAAUUUUGGGCCGCGCUGGCUCCUUCUUCGUUUUCUCUUCCUUUCUUUCUUUCUACCGUGCAGCGUAAUUGGUCUCUCAGGAUAUAGAUCCUCGGGCGUAGCUGUGGUUCUUUAGAGCACUGCAUAUGCAUCAAGCUGCAAAUCCGAUGCUUUUCGUCCUCAGCGAACUAUUGGCAAUGGUUCAACGAAAGACAUCUUCGAACUUCGAAGCGCAUUAAUGCAACAAAGUGACGUCUUGCUAAGGAAAACGAGGAAGCAACGUACGACGGCCAGCUACAAUGGCAUCCUUGAGCAAGCAUCCAGGUGCAGCCUGCAGUGCCAAAGAGCCAAAGAGAGACUAUAGCAGCCGGCGAACUAUUGGCAAUAGUUCGACGGGAGGCAUCUUUGAAGCGCAGUAAUGCAACAAAGUGACGUCUUGCUCAAAAAAAACAAGAAAGUGGCAAGCCGGCAAGCCACGACAGAUACAAUGACCUCGCUCAGCAAGCAUCCAGGUGCGGCCUGCAGUGCCAAAGAGAGAAUAUAGCAGGCAAAAGAAGUUCAGUUCAAUCGAACUACAAGUGGAGCUGAUUGAGGGGGUGAAGAUGGUGUUGGUUGUCUGGCUGCAUGUGGAGGGUGUGAUAACCAGGGUUAACAAGUAAGUGGGUAGGCGGGGGGCCUGUUGGGCAGGCAGUGUAGGGUACAGAGGGGCAAUGUUGAGAGGGCCCGGAGGGGUAAGGGGGUGCUGCCUCCAUUAUUAUCUAUGAGCAGUUAAGGGAAGUCCGUUUUCGUACGUAUCUUGAGGUGGAUGCGGCAAGAUGUGGGGAAGUGAAGGGCGGGGGGGGGGGGGGAGGUGUUCAGACAAAGAAUAAAAUAGGCCUGUCAGCUAAUUGAAUGUACCUGGGAGAUAAAGAACACCUAGGAGAUAAUUUUAUUGAUUUCCCACUGUUCCAUAGUUAGUAGGUUCAUCUUUCACACUUCUCUGUACCUGUUGGGUGCCUAAUGCCAGUCUUGUCCCACACGCAGCUGAACACAUACGCACCUCAGAUAAAUAGAUAGAUGGAGAGAGAGAGAGAGAGAGAGAGAGAGAGAGAGAGAGAGAGAGAGAGAGAGAGGAUGUGUAGGUAGUAAUUAUGAAGCAGAGAAACGGCGGCACGUGGAGUCGAAACCCAAAGAAAAUGACAAUAAUGAUUGAAUAAUUGCAAUGUCUUUGUAAGUUAGAAGGCAAAGCUCUCUUUGUUUAACAAGCUUCAGAAGCAAGUACCAGCAGAUGUGUGACAUUUCUGAAAUUGUGUGCUGAGAGUGAAUAGAGGGGGAAGAAGCUGAAGGAGGAGAGAAAGAACAUGAUUCUCAGUAACCGGAUUGCUCAAACACGAAGUCAGUUGCAGCCUAUGUGGAAACGGUUGAACUGACAAUUGCAAUGAACCCAAUCUCGUUGAGAAUCCGAUCAGCAAUGUUGCACAAAUGUCGUGCAAAUGUCGCACAAAUGUCGCACAAAUGUCGCACAAAUGCCGCACAAAUCUUAAACCAGCGCUCAUCAUAUUGUCCUCGGGAGAAUGCGUUGUUCUUCUCCAGUGGGACGCGCCCACCCUUGAGGGGAGGUGCCUAUGUCCUCCGGCCUUGGAGAGGGGUGCAGCUCCAGUAAAGCUUUUUGCCAUUG